AUGAGAUUUGAGGCCUUUCUACUUUUCCUCAUAUUUCAUGUCUCACCUGCACAGGCACACGCUCGCAGAAUAUGUUACUCUUCAGACCGUCAUGGUCAUCGUCAUCAGUCAGAUCUCCUGAAGCAUCUUCUUAUUCUUACGACCAGGGGAGUUGGAAGAUCACUUCUUCAGGAUAUUUCAUUUCCUUUUCUUGUUGUUAAUUGUUCUUGUUGUUAUCUAUGUAUAACCGGUUGGGCUUAG
Molecule: messenger RNA, 240 nt
Organism: Amoebophrya sp. A25
Lineage: Eukaryota; Dinophyceae; Syndiniales; Amoebophryaceae
Source: the annotation of a GenBank genome assembly